AUGAGAAGGCAAAGAGCAGCAGCUGCUGCAGCUGCAAACCGCUUCAGCUGCAACUGCCGCGCUGCAGCAACUGCAGCAGGCCCCCGUCUAGGCGCAGCCCCAGCCCCAGCAGCAGCAGCAGCAGCACCAGCACCAGCCCCAGCAGCAGCAGCAGCAGCAGCAGCAGCAGCAGCUGCAGCAGCAGCAGCAGCAGCAGCAGCAGCAGCAGCAGCAGCAGCAGCAGCAGCAGCAGGAGUGACCUCGAAGAGCGUGCAGUACUGGGGUUCGGACUGGUCUGCUGCAACAGCAGUGACGAGAGAAGCCCUUUUGAGAGCAGCAGCAAAAGAGCCCCUGGCCUGCAACUCUAUUAGCUGCUGCAGCAGCAGCAAAGGCUUUGUGUCCCACACGUACUGCUGCGGCGGCAGCGCGAACACAAACCGCAGCUCGCGCGCCGCAGACUGCGCGCUCACCACCGUCUGCGCAGCAGCAGCAGCAGCAGCAGCAGCAGCAGCAGCAGCAGCAGCAGCAGGAGCGGCAGCGGCAGCAGCAGCAGGAGCGGCAGCGGUAGCGGCAGCGGGGGCAGCAGCAGGGCAAGCAGCAGCAGCAGAGAAGGCAAACGCACAAACAGGAGGGAGUGAGGGACAUCAGCUGAGACAGACUUGGAGGCCACACAAGCGCUAA
Molecule: messenger RNA, 660 nt
Organism: Eimeria necatrix
Lineage: Eukaryota; Apicomplexa; Conoidasida; Eucoccidiorida; Eimeriidae
Exons: 1
Coding region: 1-660 (219 amino acids)
Source: RefSeq, a predicted model, not a curated record